CUCUAGAGGAGAGAGGGAUAGACACAGGAGGGAGGGAGGAGAGCAGAGUCUGAGCCCAAACAAAAGCAGGACACCGAGCUGUGUGGAACUUCCCUGCUCCGGUACAGACCCCACCCUCCCGGAGCCCCAUCGGUGGGAGCUUUUCGGCUCUACCUGGAUCCUACCCGCACGUCUUCUUGACUUGUCCGGAUCUGGACGGAUUCCUGUGCCCUGGGAUUAAAAGGAGGGACCCACAACAAAGACAGGGGAGAGAAGAACAAUAAGAGUUCCCUGUGCGCCGCUACAACAGCACGGGAGCUGCAGAGCACACACAGGGUGCACAGAGGGUGCUGCAGAGCACACAGGGUGCUGCAGAGCAGGGCUCGCUCCUGGAGAUGGAUGAUCAGCCCAGGCUAAUGCAUAGCCACCCCGGGGUGGGAAUGGCAGGUCACCCCAGCCUGUCCCAGCACAUGCAGGAUGGCACUGGAGCCACCGAGGGGGAGGGAGGCAGGAAGCAGGACAUAGGGGAUAUAUUACAGCAGAUCAUGACCAUCACUGACCAGAGUCUGGAUGAAGCACAGGCCAGGAAGCACGCGCUGAACUGCCACAGAAUGAAGCCUGCGCUAUUCAAUGUGCUAUGUGAAAUCAAAGAAAAGACAGUGCUCAGUAUUCGAGGCGCACAGGAGGAGGAACCAGCAGAUCCCCAGCUUAUGCGGUUAGAUAACAUGCUACUCGCGGAAGGAGUUGCAGGUCCAGAGAAAGGAGGAGGCUCUGCAGCAGCGGCAGCAGCUGCUGCUGCAUCAGGAGGAGCCGGAUCAGACAACUCAGUGGAACAUUCUGAUUACAGAGCCAAACUCUCCCAGAUAAGACAGAUCUAUCACACAGAGUUGGAGAAAUAUGAACAGGCAUGUAAUGAGUUUACCACCCACGUGAUGAAUUUACUGAGAGAGCAGAGCCGGACCAGGCCCAUAUCACCCAAGGAGAUUGAACGUAUGGUGGGAAUCAUCCACAGAAAGUUCAGCUCAAUUCAGAUGCAACUCAAACAAAGCACAUGUGAAGCAGUCAUGAUUCUGCGCUCCCGUUUCCUGGAUGCACGACGGAAGAGAAGAAACUUCAACAAGCAAGCUACAGAAAUUUUGAACGAGUAUUUUUAUUCCCACCUCAGCAACCCAUACCCCAGUGAGGAGGCCAAAGAGGAGCUAGCCAAGAAGUGUGGUAUCACAGUGUCACAGGUAUCAAACUGGUUUGGAAAUAAACGAAUCCGCUACAAGAAGAACAUAGGUAAAUUUCAAGAGGAAGCCAAUAUUUAUGCUGCCAAAACAGCUGUGACUGCUACCAAUGUGUCAGUUCACGGAAGUCAAGCCAAUUCGCCCUCAACUCCCAGUUCUGCUGGAAGCAAACAGACGGAACGCGGGGCUGUUCAACCUCAAAACAAAAUGCAGUUCCUCUCACCACAGAACCUCGGUUCUUCCAGUUCUUUUAACAUGUCAAACUCUGGAGAUUUGUUCAUGAGCGUUCAGUCUCUCAAUGGGGAUUCUUACCAAGGUGCCCAGGUUGGAGCCAACGUACAGUCACAGGUGGAUACCCUUCGCCAUGUUAUCAGUCAGACAGGCGGAUACAGUGAGACUCUGACAGCGAAUCAGAUGUACAGUCCGCAGGGCAUCAGUGCUAAUGGGGGGUGGCAGGAUGCAGCUACCCCUUCGUCUGUGACUUCCCCUACGGAAGGACCCGGCAGUGUCCACUCCGAUACCUCCAACUGAGCAGCUCCUGAAUCUCCACUCUUGAAAGCCAGAUUCCAUCCCUUUCCCUCUUACUCCAAACGGCCCCUGUGGAAAUGCAGCAAACAGAACGACCUCUUGUGACAUUGGCUCUUAAAGCCUCCCCAAUACUUCAUCUAGGAUCAUCACCCCUCUCCGUACCAUUUUCCACUCUGUGUUAUCAAACGUAUUCUGAUUUGUUCACACCCUCCAUUUAACAAGAAGAGAGAAAAUUUGGGAGGGGCAGGUUGCUGCGGAUAGGUUACCGCAUCAAGAAGUGGUGAUUUAAAAGUGGCUGCCAUUUGCACGGGAGCAGCCAUCUUUAAAUAAGCUGCGAAUUGAAACACACAAAAAAUAAAAGAAAA
This is a messenger RNA of Spea bombifrons (plains spadefoot toad), 2101 nucleotides long. It is a transcript of the gene PBX1, whose product is annotated as PBX homeobox 1. Gene Ontology annotation, molecular function: DNA-binding transcription factor activity, RNA polymerase II-specific; RNA polymerase II cis-regulatory region sequence-specific DNA binding. Gene Ontology annotation, cellular component: nucleus. Gene Ontology annotation, biological process: neuron development; animal organ morphogenesis; brain development. The transcript has 10 exons. NCBI's taxonomy places the organism in Eukaryota, Metazoa, Chordata, Amphibia, Anura, Pelobatidae. The coding region runs from base 375 to 1739 and encodes 454 amino acids. The record is from RefSeq and is a predicted model, not a curated record.